Molecule: messenger RNA, 2058 nt
Organism: Artibeus jamaicensis (Jamaican fruit-eating bat)
Lineage: Eukaryota; Metazoa; Chordata; Mammalia; Chiroptera; Phyllostomidae
Product: thioredoxin domain-containing protein 15
Exons: 6
Coding region: 617-1855 (412 amino acids)
Biological process (GO): cilium assembly
Cellular component (GO): cilium
Source: RefSeq, a predicted model, not a curated record
UGGAGAAGUCUAGACGAUGGCGAGAACGGGGCCCUGCCAGCUAGUGAGGCGAGGUCUCGGACCCGCGCCUGAGGAGGAGCUCUGGCCUAGCCCGGAGCGGGAGGAGGGGCCCGGGCCGUAGCCUGCUCUUCCCUGGGCUUGGAGCCAUUAAUGGGGGGAAAUUCCUCUGCUGCGGACGGGAGGGGUCAUCCUUUCUUCCCUCAGAGGUCAAAAUCAGCAGCCCUCUUCGACGGGGACAUCGCGAUGGAGUGGCCUGUGGACUUCUGCAGCUUGCACAACUCCGAGUGCUCGCUCGGCGGACGGGAGAUUUCGAUUAUGGAGGGCGCACAUCCCUUUCUCUAAGCGUGGGCGUGUAUGGUCUGCAAAGUUGUUAUUGCUAAUACAGUAAUAAUCGCUUUCAGGCACAACAGGUACUGCGUUUCCCAAGGCCUACUGUCAGCUAAGGAUUCUGGCAGUGGGGAAACUGCGCCGUAGGGCGCAAUUAAGGAGUGGAAAGAAGACAAAGAGGCCGUUAUACGCUCUGCCCUAGUGUCAAAACUUUCCGUGGUGGGCAGGACGCGGAGCUAUUGGCAUUUGUUUGGUCUUUGCUGCGUGGACUUUCUGGGUGAUUGAGAAAAUGAUGCAUCCUGUUGCCAACAGUAAUCCAGCUUUCUGUGGGCCUGGCAAGCCUUCUUGCCUCAGUGAAGAUGCCAUGAGAGCUGCCGAUCAGUUUGACAUAUACUCCUCCCAGCAAAGCAAAUACAGCCACACAGUCAGCCACAAACCAAUGGCUUGUCAGAGGCCAGACCCGUUAAACGACACGCACUUGCAGACUACAAGUGGCAGAAGCAUAGAGAUAAAAGAUGAACUAAAGAAAAAGAAAAGUCUCAAUCGAUCUGAGAAGAAACACGGUGACUUAUGGUCAGAGGAGCAGCAGGCCCCCCCGCUCCAUGUGGGGGCUGUGUACAUGAGCGAAGAGGAGCCUUCGCAUGGCCUGAUGGGCCCAGACAUAUCAGCAGAAGAGGCCGGGGCAGUGCUGGGGCUGGACGCGGAAGGCGACAGCGCGGCGAUGCUGUCUGUGGUUCCUGGGGAAGCCAAGGGCAAACGGAGCUCGGAGCCCAGCGAUGGCACCUGCAGGGCCGGAGGGAACGAGGACUCUCGGUGCAGCCUCCGGGAGCACCUCUUUUCUCUGGAUAGCGCCGGAGCCAACUUCCCGGACAGGGAUGAGGAGGAUUACCCGGAGCCGGAAGUAGCCGGGGCCGACGCAGCCCCUGCGGAGGACUCCAAUCACACGGACAGCCAGAAAUCCCCCAAGGUCAACUGCGAGGAGAGGAACGUCACUGGCAUCGAAAAUUUCACCCUGAAAAUUUUAAAUACGUCACAGGACCUUAUGGAUUUUCUAGACCCCAACGGCAGUGACUGUACGCUAGUACUGUUUUACACCCCUUGGUGCCGAUUUUCUGCCAGUUUGGCUCCUCAUUUUAACUCUCUGCCCCGGGCAUUUCCAGCUCUUCAUUUUUUGGCCCUGGAUGCAUCUCAGCAUAGCAGCCUUUCAACCAGGUUUGGCACGGUAGCUGUUCCUAACAUCUUGUUAUUUCAAGGAGCUAAACCGAUGGCUAGAUUUAAUCACACAGACCGAACACUGGAGACGCUGAAAAUCUUCAUUUUUAACCAGACAGGUAUAGAAGCCAAGAAGAAUGUGGUGGUAAGUCAAGCUGACCAAGUAGGCCCUCUUCCCAGCACGACGACAAGGAAUGUGGACUGGUUGCUCGUGUUCUCCUUAUUCUUUUUAACUAGUUUUAUUAUGUAUGCUACCAUUCGAACUGAGAACAUCCGGCGGCUAAUUCCAGGACAGGAGCAGGAGCACGCGGAGUAGGGAUGGAGUGAAGGACGUUGGAAAGAGGCAUUUCAUUCAGUCCUUUGUUUCAGAAAUGAAUGCUGCGAUUUCAUACAUUUUCUCUCUCCAGUGAAGAGCUGACAACUGCAGUCAAAGAAUCAUGCAUUCGUUGAACUGUUAAAUGUGUAAAAAAUUAUAAACUGGUGUUUUAACUAGUAUUCCAAUAAAACAAUGCAAAAACA